Metarhizium brunneum ARSEF 3297 is the source of this 732-nucleotide messenger RNA. RefSeq lists its product as uncharacterized. Lineage: Eukaryota; Fungi; Ascomycota; Sordariomycetes; Hypocreales; Clavicipitaceae. The record is from RefSeq and is a predicted model, not a curated record. Gene Ontology annotation, molecular function: O-methyltransferase activity; S-adenosylmethionine-dependent methyltransferase activity.
AUGAAGGGUGGUUACACUAGACUCUUUGACGACCAAGCGUCCGGCGACAAGGUCAGCGAAUAUGCCGACGCCCACUCAACCCCGUUGCCGGCGCACAUCACGGCCUACCAUGCGCACGCCUCUGCGAGCAGGCACGACUCGGAAAUGCUGAGCUCGAAUUUCCAGAGCAAGCUGCAUUUAUUCCUGGCCAGGUCCAUCGGCGCCAAGACGGUUCUCGAAGUCGGUGUCUACGUCGGCUACUCGGCCAUGCUCUGGGCCCACGCCACGGGGCCAGACGGCCUCGUCACCGGCCUCGAAUAUAGCCCCGAGUUGGCAGAGAUUGCCCAAGACGCCCUGGCAAAGGAAGGCAUCAAUAAUGUCGAGAUCAUCGUAGGCAAUGCCGCUGAGACUCUGCCCAAGGUGAGCCCUUCUACUCCCUACGACAUCAUCUUCCUGGACGCCGAUAAGCCCGGCUAUUCGAACUACCUGUCUAUUAUUCUGGCCAAUUCCCAGCCCGGAAGCAAGAACCGCCUCCUCCGACCGGGGGGCUUGAUCAUUGCGGACAAUGUUCUGCGCAGGGGCCACGUCGCCGACUCGUCUAAGACGGAUCGUGAAGUGGAGGACGCGGGCUUGUGGAAUUUGCACAUUGAGGCUGUGAGGAAGUUCAACGAUCAGGUUGUCGGUGAGAAGAGACUAGAGUCGUUUUUGACACCGUUGUGGGAUGGGUUGAGCAUGAUUAGACUCGUCGACUAG